ACAAUUUGUCACAUUUUCAUUUAACAUCAUGGGUGUUUUUUUUAAGGAUCUCUGACGUAUAACACUCAGGAAAGGCAUUUAACUUUCAACGUCGCCUACUUCAGAGCUAUCGUCGUUAUGGAGUCACUCCCGUAUAACUUCGCAAAGACAACAAACUUGAAGGUUGGUCGCGGUAUUAUAUAAAUGAACUGAUUAUGGAAGACCACCAUUAGUUUAGGAAUUUUUCGACUGGACGGAUAUACAGCCAAUAAGGAUUAUAAUACCUUAUUAUAACGCUUCCUCCUCUCUCUGCGAUAUAAUGGGCGACCUGUGCCAUGCAUGGACCUACAAACCUUCCUUAUCGAUUGCUAUUAUAUUGGUAUCAAUUUUAUGUAUGGUGCAUUGUUCAGAGAAUACUGGAGCCAUCGGAAAAGUGUUCCCACGAGGGAAUCACUGGGCAGUAGGUCACUUGAUGGGGAAGAAAAGCCUUGCCAGUCUCUCUGGAUCAGAAGAUAGCAGCAACAGGGACAAUAUACCGUCUUCAGAGGAAGACACGCUGUUGGAUAGUUAUGUGCAGCCGUCCAAGCUGGUGCAAGGCUUCAUCAGGACUCUCUGGGGACUGGAGAACAAGAGGCAGAACCAGACCCAGAGACAGGGACAGGAACAUGUUCUCUCUCGAAUGGGGGUACUCAAGACCACAAAGUGGGAAGAGACAGAUAGACACCGAUACCUCAAACAGCUGACAGACCUCAUUCGAUUGGCUUUCAACAUGAAGGAGAACACUAUUUUCAACUGAAGACAGGCAGUCAGCUCUAGUCUGCAGCUGUCCUAUGACGAACGGCACUACACGCCUCAGACUCAGUUCGAGGCGUUGCAUCCAGCGCACCUGUUCACAAUAUUUUGAAAACAAUAUAGCCUAUAUUAGAGUUGACUUUAUAUGAUAUAUAAUAACAUCAUUAUCAUAAUAAUUACAUGACGUCAUCUACUAUUUAUUGUAUCCCCCUCAAAAUACUACCCCCCCCCAUCAACAACAAUGUGUAAAGAACAUUGAAUAAAUCUGAAAUUGUUGUGAUAACUGCAUUGUGGAUAUCUGGGUGUUCCUUCACAUAACCAUACAGAGGUACCCAAAACAAAUAUCAAAAAAAUAUUUGAUAAAAUAUUCAAUUUGGCCUUUAUUACUAUAACCCAUAGAAACACAUUGAAUGACACAUUCAUAAAUGGAAAAUAAGACAGUCCAAAAGUAAAUAAUGAGGAAUAAGGUUUUGAAGUGUCUAUACCUCCUUACUUCCAUAAAACAGUUUUAAUGUACUGGUUACCUUCAGAUGGGUCCCAUAGGUUCAGUCAAACCGUUCGGACGCUACAGACGUUUUCAUGAGAAGACUGAUUUUCGGGAUGUCUCGUGCUCUGACCAACACCGCAUCUCUGUCACCUUUCACCGCAGAUGUGAACGUGUUACAAACAAUAGAUAUCGCUAGCUUAAACUGGCGGUAUUUUGAUGGGGAUUUUUAUUAUGUUACUUCGAUAAUCGACUCUAGGAGGUAUAUAUACUAUAGUACUGUAUGUACUUCAUUUUCAACUGACAACGGGUGAAGAAGUGCAGAGGCAACAUAUUCACCACAAGAUGGCAGACAAGCGUCUCAUCAGAGCCUGUUCACAGUUACGACUGCGUUCCUCAUUCCACUUUCUAAUAAAGACAUUUUUAAUUA
Molecule: messenger RNA, 1685 nt
Organism: Oncorhynchus gorbuscha (pink salmon)
Lineage: Eukaryota; Metazoa; Chordata; Actinopteri; Salmoniformes; Salmonidae
Product: gastrin-releasing peptide
Exons: 3
Coding region: 299-775 (158 amino acids)
Biological process (GO): neuropeptide signaling pathway
Molecular function (GO): neuropeptide hormone activity
Source: RefSeq, a predicted model, not a curated record